AUAACCGACCAAUCAGAAUUCAUAUAAUCUCCUGUCUUGCCAGUUUAGAAUAAUAUUAUUAAAACGAGCCUGCGAGUCUGCUCUCCGGGAGUAGUUUAUGUAGAAACGGUACAGAAAAGGUGGAGACGGACGGAGGAAGGCGCUGCACAUUUGUUCCUUUCUCCCAACUUCAUGAGGAAUUGUCGCCCGGGGUUCUACAUGGCUCAGUGGGCAAUAAACUGGAUAUUCCCUAACUUCUGAUCAUCUGCAAGUCGUAGACUGCUCUGCUGGGAGUUUUUUUUUUUUUUUUUUUUACACUUGUGGACUUAAUGCAUGUCGGUUUAAUGAGAGACUGAGAGAAGAGACGAGGAAGUGAGGCACAAUCUAAUCUGCACUGGUUUGCGUUGUCGCCAUGUCCAUGCUCCCGACGUUUGGUUUCACGCAGGAGCAAGUUGCGUGUGUCUGCGAAGUUCUCCAGCAAGGGGGGAACAUCGAACGGCUUGGACGCUUCCUCUGGUCCCUGCCGGCGUGCGAACACCUCCACAAGAACGAGAGCGUCCUGAAGGCGAAAGCCGUGGUCGCCUUCCACCGGGGCAACUUCCGAGAGCUCUACAAGAUCCUGGAGAGCCACCAGUUCUCGCCGCACAACCACCCGAAGCUGCAGCAACUGUGGCUCAAGGCGCACUACAUCGAGGCGGAGAAGCUGCGGGGCCGUCCGCUGGGCGCAGUCGGGAAGUACCGAGUCCGGAGAAAGUUCCCGCUGCCCCGGUCCAUAUGGGACGGAGAGGAGACCAGCUACUGCUUCAAGGAGAAGAGCAGGAGCGUCCUCCGGGAGUGGUACACCCACAACCCCUACCCGUCCCCGAGGGAGAAGAGGGAGCUGGCGGAGGCCACGGGACUCACCACCACACAGGUCAGCAACUGGUUCAAGAACCGGCGGCAGAGAGACCGAGCGGCGGAGGCAAAGGAGAGGGAAAACAGUGAGAACUCCAACAGCAAUAGUCACAACCCACUAACUUCUUCCAUGAACGGAAAUAAAACUCUUUUAGGGAGCUCGGACGACGACAAAACACCGUCAGGGACACCGGAUCACACGUCUCCGAGCCCGGCCUUGCUCCUGGGCUCGAACACCAGCUUACCGUCCCUGCACGGUCUUGCGCCCCCGCCGGGACCUAGCGCGAUCCCGGUGCCCGGUGGCGCAGACUCGGUGCAUCAUCACCUCUCGGUGCACCAUGACACUAUACUGAACUCUAUGUCUUCUAACCUUGUGGACCUUGGCUCCUAAAAAAGGACACAGAAAGGGGACAAAAAACGUCUUUUUUUUUUUCCCUUGGGAAUUUACAUGGUGGUAAGCGCGAAGCUUCAAGCACUUGCGGUAAGAAAGACUGGAAAUCUGCGAGAACAGCCAUCGUAACAAACCUUUUAGUGUUUAUGCAAUUGAAAUUUUAAACAAUACGUUUCUCUGCCACCUCUUCUUAUUUCACGUUUAAACGUCCUAUUGUCUGAGGGAUUUUCCAAGCUUUUAGGUAAACAAGCACUUAACUUACAGCAGCAGACAUCAGGUUCUCACACCACUUUGGCUUCAGUGCGCUUGAGGAAAGAACUUGUAGAUUUGGGAGAAAAGAAAAGGAAAGCGAGAUGUAUUUCUGAAUGUAAUUACAUACUAUCUUAUAUUGUUGAAAACAAUAAGAAUAAAGUGUCUUAAUUCGUGUACCGUUGUUAUUGUAGGAGACUCGGUUUCCCCUCCCUGUAUAUGUUUACAUUGGGGUUUUCCAAGAGAGCCAUAUGCAGUCUUUCUGUUUGUUUGUUUGUUUUCGCUUUACUUUGUUAAUUUGGUCUUUUUGUUUUUGGGAAGGAGGUAGGAGUGAUAUUUUUCUAAGUGUCUAAUAAGAGCCGCGAUGACAUGAAGUAUCUUAACCUCCUGACAUUAUUAUAUCAUGACAAAGACGAUGACGACGAUGAUGAUGAUGAUGAUGAGUAGUAUUUACAUUUUUAUUUGGAAAGAGACUGCAUGCAAGCUCUGCGCUAAUUGAGGGAUAAUGAAGCGAUUCAUAUAGUUUCAUAUAAACUUUCAAAUAAAAGAAAAAGGACA
Messenger RNA from Girardinichthys multiradiatus, 2071 nucleotides. RefSeq names its product SIX homeobox 2a (gene six2a). Gene Ontology annotation, molecular function: DNA-binding transcription factor activity, RNA polymerase II-specific; RNA polymerase II cis-regulatory region sequence-specific DNA binding. The record is from RefSeq and is a predicted model, not a curated record. Bases 392 to 1264 code for a protein of 290 amino acids. Gene Ontology annotation, biological process: regulation of transcription by RNA polymerase II. The transcript is spliced from 2 exons. Gene Ontology annotation, cellular component: transcription regulator complex; nucleus. Lineage: Eukaryota; Metazoa; Chordata; Actinopteri; Cyprinodontiformes; Goodeidae.